Desarmillaria tabescens is the source of this 195-nucleotide messenger RNA. RefSeq lists its product as uncharacterized. NCBI's taxonomy places the organism in Eukaryota, Fungi, Basidiomycota, Agaricomycetes, Agaricales, Physalacriaceae. Bases 1 to 195 code for a protein of 64 amino acids. The transcript has a single exon. The record is from RefSeq and is a predicted model, not a curated record.
AUGGCUCCAUCCAAAUGCGCUAAAUCAACCAACUAUCUCGACUACCAAGGCGGUGUCACACCAAUCCUCGACGGUCGUUAUGCUCUGCGGCAGACACCAAUCCCUCCUCCGAUCGAGCUCUAUCAUCGCAUCUUUGCUUACUUCCAGGCUUGCAGUCGCGACGAGUCCCUGCACAUUCCAGUUCACGUCGUUUAA